This is a messenger RNA of Paramacrobiotus metropolitanus, 944 nucleotides long. RefSeq lists its product as uncharacterized. The coding region runs from base 384 to 725 and encodes 113 amino acids. Lineage: Eukaryota; Metazoa; Tardigrada; Eutardigrada; Parachela; Macrobiotidae. The transcript is spliced from 3 exons. The record is from RefSeq and is a predicted model, not a curated record.
UGUCUGUACGGACUGACGUGCCAUGCCGCUGGAUCCGGAUGUGGCUGCAUGUUUGUUACGCCGGAAACACAUACCGCACCAGCACCUUUAAUGCCGCAGUACAAGUAUGCAAUUUUGUUGACAACAAAUUUAACAAUAGCCGCACGGUGUAUGGGACAUUGUGCAAUCGCAGCAUCAAUGUCAGUGUUGGCAUGAUCAUACGGAAUUAAAUAACCACUCACUGACAAGAUUUCCAAGAUGGUUCACGUAUAUAUAAAAGAAAUCAGUGAUGACUGUUUCGAUGUUCUCUGGGCACAAAUUAAGAAGAAUUCUACCGCGGAACGGUUUGUCGAACAGUGCCGGUAUCGUGUUUUACGGGUUCACUCCAGUAAGAUUCCAUCGAUAUGGCCUCACUUGUGGGAAAACUUGCCGUUGUAACAAUCUACCUCGGAAUUGCUUAUGCGGCUAGUAAGGAUGAAGUCUGUUCGGGUCUGGCCGAUUGUUCGGAUGCCGGCACCACAUGUUUUAAGGGAAGAUGCGUCUGCUGGGUGGACAUGAGUUUUUCCGUGGGAAUGACCUGGGCGUGUGAUGUUGAUUCGGCGUGUGAAGUUCUUUUCCCGGGUCACGUGUGCCGGCCGUCCACUCAGUGUACCAAAUUCCCCAAUAAACUGGGAUACUGCCAACCCAUCCAAGCUCUACAACAGCCGACGAAGGCCACCAACUUCAAUUUUGGAUUAUUCAGAUAAAACGUUUAGGGAAUUUUUUUAUUUCAGAUUUUGUGUUCCCAAUUUAAUCGAUUUGUACUUCCGGCGCAUAGCCAACACUUGUGAGCACACACUUAUUGUCUCUUAGAAUCCUGAUAAAUUUUGUUAAUUGUGACAAUUGAAUUUUGUGAUGAUGCAAGCACUGGUGAUUAAUCCCAUUGUGAUGUGAACGUGAAUGGUCCAAGAAAUUACGGUCGAAUG